AUGGCAGUCCAAGCGCGAGCACUUUACGAUUUCCAGAGUGAGAACAAGGAAGAAAUCAGCAUCCGUGAGAAUGAAGAAUUGGUGCUCUUCAACGAGAAAUCCCUGGAUGGCUGGCUGCAAGGCACCAACUCCCGAGGAGAGACAGGCCUCUUUCCCGCCUCUUACGUGGAGAUUCUUCGCUCCAGGUCCUCCUCAACUUACACCAACUGUUCCAACAGCCCCACCGGGUCUCCUGGAAAUGGGUCCUCUUUCUACGUCCCCCCGUCUGCCCCCGGCAUCUCCCACCAGGGCAGCUUUGAAGAUGAUGAGGACGACUGGGACGAUUGGGACGAUGAUGGCACGGUGGUGGAGGAACCCCGGAGCGGGGCAGGGACCAACGGGCACCCCUCGCCAAGCCUCUCCUGCCCCAGGCCCUACGCUCACCCCAACAACGUCGGCAGCCGUGCCAAGCCAUCCUUGGAGAGGCAGGACAGCAUUGGCUCUUCCAAGAGAGGAAGCGUGGUGAGUCGGAACCUCAACCGUUUCUCCAGCUUUGUCCGGUCUGGAGUGGAGGCCUUCAUUUUGGGAGAUGUCCCCAUGAUGGGCAAGAUCUCAGAGGCCUACUACAUCGACAUGGGCUCCAAAGGUCCUCAGUGGAGGUCCAGCCCACACCCUUUCCUCUGCUCCGUGGAAGAGCCCACCAAACAGACCAAGUUCAAAGGCAUCAAGAGCUACAUCUCCUACCGCUUGACGCCCAGCAACGGCAAUUCGCCGGUUUACCGGCGCUACAAACACUUCGACUGGCUGUACAAUCGCCUCUUGCACAAGUUCACCAUCAUCUCGGUGCCCCAUCUGCCGGAGAAGCAAGCCACGGGGCGCUUCGGGGAGGACUUCAUCGAGAAGCGCAAACGCAGGCUGAUCUUGUGGAUGGACCACAUGACCAGCCACCCGGCGCUUUCCCAAUACGAGGGCUUCCAACACUUCCUCACCUGUGGGGACAACAAGCAGUGGAAGAUGGGGAAGCGUCGGGCGGAGAAGGAUGAGAUGGUGGGGGCUAGUUUCCUCCUGACCCUCCAGAUCCCAACCGAGCACCAAGACCUGCAGGAUGUGGAGGACCGAGUGGACAUCUUCAAAGCCUUCAACAAGAAGAUGGACGACAGCGUCCUGCAGUUGACCAGCGUGGCUUCUGAGCUGGCCAGGAAGCACGUUGGGGGCUUCCGUAAAGAGUUCCAAAAACUGGGCAAUGCUUUCCAAGCCAUCAGCCAAGCCUUCCAGAUGGACCCACCUUACAGUUAUGAUGCCCUCAACAAUGCCAUCUCCCACACGGGCAAGACCUACGAGAUGGUGGGGGAGAUGUUUGCCGAGCAACCCAAGAACGACCUGUUCCUCAUGUUGGAUUCCCUCUCCUUGUAUCAGGGACUCCUCUCCAACUUCCCAGAUAUCAUUCAUCUUCAGAAAGGUGCGUUUGCCAAAGUGAAGGAGAGCCAACGGAUGAGCGACGAAGGGAAAAUGGACCAGGAGGAGGCAGACGGGAUCCGGAAGCGUUGCCGAGUGGUUGGCUUUGCCCUCCAGGCGGAGAUGAAUUACUUCCAUGAGAGACGCAUCUUGGACUUCAAGAAAAUGAUGCAGUCCUACAUCAGGGAGCAGAUUGUCUUCUACCAGAGAGUCAGCCAGAAGCUGGAAGAGACCCUGAGGAGAUAUGACAAUCUCUAGGAAGCCUGCCAGAUGUCGGAGCUCACGAUGGUCCUCAACGCUACUGUGCCCCCAGCUGGGAUGAGCAGCAGCGACCGUGUUUUCUUCUCUGCCUCUGGAAGAGGGAGGUCUUCUCCUCCUGGUGGAUCAUGGGAGGUUCUCCCAGUUGACUUGUGCUCUCCAUCAUCUUCAUGAUGCUGAACUUAGAGCAUUGAGAGGGAAGCUUGUAGCCCUGUCCUGACCAAAGCUUGGGAUGAAUGCUUCCAGCCCAUCCCGAUCAAAUUGCAAGGACCCAGGCAAGUAAUUGUUGCACAAAAGACAUUUUGACGAGUGGAAUUCUUUUCCUCAAGAAAAGUCUAGCUUCUGGCUCUCCUAGCCUUGUUGUUUACAGAGGAAGUAAAAGAAUUUGCUUUCCAAAGGAAAUGUAGCUUUCGCUCCAGCCA
Protobothrops mucrosquamatus (brown spotted pit viper) is the source of this 2114-nucleotide messenger RNA. It is a transcript of the gene SNX33, whose product is annotated as sorting nexin 33. Gene Ontology annotation, cellular component: plasma membrane; cytoplasmic vesicle. The record is from RefSeq and is a predicted model, not a curated record. NCBI's taxonomy places the organism in Eukaryota, Metazoa, Chordata, Lepidosauria, Squamata, Viperidae. Gene Ontology annotation, molecular function: phosphatidylinositol binding; protein binding. Gene Ontology annotation, biological process: intracellular protein transport; endosomal transport; mitotic cytokinesis. Bases 1 to 1692 code for a protein of 563 amino acids. The transcript is spliced from 2 exons.